AAUCAAGCAGGUGGAAGCCAUGGCAAAGGGUGCUGCGGCGACGGCGGCCGCCUGUUUCUCCUCCGCCUCCACAGGCGUCUCUCGCUCUCGUGUCAGGGCGCAGGCGAAGUCGUGGGCCGGAGGGGCAAAGGAGCUGGUGCAGUCCGGCGCCGUGAAGGCCGUCCGGCCGAGGGACGCGGCUGAGGCCAUGAGCGCCGAGGGCUUCCAGCUGCUGGACAUCCGGCCGGCCUGGGAGCACGGCCGCGCCGCUGUUCGGGGUUCUGUCCACGUGCCGCUCUUCAUUUCCGACGACGACAUGAGCCCGGUGACGCUGCUCAAGAAGUGGGUCCACCUGGGCUACAUCGGUCUCUGGACCGGGCAGUCCUUCACCAAGAUGAACGACCGCUUUCUCGACGACGUCGCCGCCGUCGUCCCCGGGAAGGACGCCAAGCUGCUCGUCGCAUGCGGCGAAGGCCUCAGGUCGCUGAUUGCUGUGAGGAUGCUGCACGACGACGGGUACAAGAACGUGGGGUGGCUCGCCGGCGGGUUCAGCAAGUCCGUCGACGGCGACUUCGCCGACGUGGAGGGGGAGAGCAAGCUCCGGUACGCUACCAUUGGGGGAACAUCCUACAUCUUCCUCCAGGUCUUGCUGCUGCUGCGGGUGGUACAGUGAGAAGUUUGGAAUGCAAUGCCAAUAUGCCAUGGCACUCACACUACUCGACUCAGUUAUCCUCUCCUCUCGGCCUUAUGAUUUGCUUUAUUUGCUUGGCUCAAGUAUUGUACUAUGGUAGAUCCAUCAAUAGUUACGAAGUUCUACUCUUUAGGCUGCCCUUCUCGCGCGCCACUGUUCAGUACAUUGGCACCACGAUGGAUCAACCAUGAAGUAGGGCGUGAUUGGUUCCUCACAA
Molecule: messenger RNA, 887 nt
Organism: Lolium rigidum
Lineage: Eukaryota; Viridiplantae; Streptophyta; Magnoliopsida; Poales; Poaceae
Product: rhodanese-like domain-containing protein 10
Exons: 2
Coding region: 20-652 (210 amino acids)
Cellular component (GO): chloroplast
Source: RefSeq, a predicted model, not a curated record